Rhipicephalus microplus (southern cattle tick) is the source of this 1590-nucleotide messenger RNA. Its product is annotated as chitinase-like protein 4. Gene Ontology annotation, molecular function: chitin binding; chitinase activity. Gene Ontology annotation, cellular component: extracellular region. NCBI's taxonomy places the organism in Eukaryota, Metazoa, Arthropoda, Arachnida, Ixodida, Ixodidae. Gene Ontology annotation, biological process: carbohydrate metabolic process; chitin catabolic process. The record is from RefSeq and is a predicted model, not a curated record.
AUGGAUGUGUGCUACGAAAACCUGGACAAAAAACCAACCGUGUCACACUCGUCUCGCAAGCUGCUGCAAACAACGAAAGCGACCCGAAGAACAGCGAGAUCUAGAGAUAGGAAGACGCCCCUGCAGCAUCACCGCAAGAUGUACUACAUCUGGUUCUUCGCCAACAUAGCUUGGGCCGUUCUGGCGUUUCCCUUAGGAGUGGCAGCUAUCGCUCUAGCUCGCAACUACCAGAUGUAUCGUGACCAGGUGGAGCACGCCUUGGAAUGGAAAGAAAGGUGGGCCCACUCCACCAAGCCAGUGCCAUCAUUGCGUCGUUCCGAUGGCAGCGUCGCCUCCACAUCCACGAAAACAUCUGAAGUACCGUACUGGGAGACGAGUGAGUGUCGUAAGCCUCUAGCGCUUCCAGAGUCAUCCUGGAAGCCACCUUUCACGGAUCCCAUUGAAGACUACCCUACUGCUCAACUGGUAGAAGGCCCGAUCUUCUGCAUCUUCAACCACAGUAGUUACAAGAGGGACAAGGAGUGGGCCUUUCGCACGGGUCUCAUCAACGGUAGACUCUGUACGCACGUCGUCUACGCCUCCGCAAAGGUCACCGCAGAUGACUUGGCCAGUGCUGAUCCCGGUUUCGAUCUGGUCAAGGAGGGCUUCAAGAAUUUGGCCCUUCUCAAAACCAAGUAUCAGCACCUGAGAGUUCUCGUGUCAUUUGGAGAGUACGAAAGGGGCAGUGCUAACUUAAGUAUCCUCGCCUCGUCGGCGGUGCGAAGGGCCAAGUUCUCGCAAAACGUGUUGUCCUGGCUGACCGAAAACGACUACGACGGAGUGCACGUUCAUUGGACCAUAGCGGACGCCGGACGCUGCGGUUCUCCGAAUGACGCGGCGUGGCUUUCGAAGCUCGUCGACAAGCUGAGGUUGACACUGUCGCGCAACUACACGAUUGCGCUGACAAUUCCACCGUUCAAGUCUCGGAGGCCCGGCUACGCGCUAGACAACCUCGUGGCUAAUGUCGACUACUUGAUCGUCCAAACGCACGACAUUCACGGCCCGUACGAAAACGCUACGCAUUGCGCCUCGCCAUUCAAUAGCGAAGGCCCGUCUCUGAUCAGCGCUCUCACUGACGUCGUCGAAGACGUGCCUCCGUACACGACGCAAAAGAUUUGCUUCAGCCUGUCUUUAGCCGCACUGUCGUUUCGCCUUGGCAUAGUGAACUCCCCAGACACGGACUCGGUGCCCGCAAGAGUUCUCGGACCAGGCAUCGAAGGGAACUUCACUGGAAUGAGAGGUCGCAUGGCCUUCUACGAGGUAUGCGUGCUUGGCGACCACAGCGCGUACAUGGACUUCAAGGAGAUUUGCUCCUACAAGGGCCUGGCAAAUAACUGGAUCAGUUACGAAAAUCCUAUGUCGCUGUCAUCGAAGGUUUCUGAGAUAUUCAGAAGGCUUAAUAUAUACUGCGUCGUUAUGUGGGACAUUGAUAUGGACGACGCAAAAGGUACGUGUGGAUUAGGUCGCACGCCUCUCUUGGCAUCUGUCCAUAAGGAACUCCUGAUUGCCUCCUCGCAUAACCCAGCUGCUCCAACACAGGAAGCACUAUAG